Messenger RNA from Chinchilla lanigera (long-tailed chinchilla), 879 nucleotides. It is a transcript of the gene Prxl2b, whose product is annotated as family with sequence similarity 213, member B. The coding region runs from base 122 to 727 and encodes 201 amino acids. The transcript is spliced from 7 exons. NCBI's taxonomy places the organism in Eukaryota, Metazoa, Chordata, Mammalia, Rodentia, Chinchillidae. The record is from RefSeq and is a predicted model, not a curated record.
CAAACUGCAUAGGGGCGUGGUCUGGGCGUGGCCCGCGGGGGCGCGCAGCUGGCUCUGCAUCGCGGUAAACUCGGCGAGGCCGGGAGUCAGGAAUCGGGAUCCCGGAGGAGCUGACGCCGCCAUGAGCGCUGUGGACCUUGCCCGCGUGGGCGCGUGUGUCGUGAAGCACGCGGUGACCGGGGAGUCCGUGGAGCUGCGCAGCCUGUGGCAGGAGCAGGCGUGCGUGGUGGCCGGGUUGCGGCGCUUCGGCUGCAUGGUGUGUCGCUGGAUCGCGCGCGACCUCAGCGGGCUCCACGGGCUCCUGGACCAGCACGGCGUGCGCCUGGUGGGCGUGGGCCCCGAGGCCCUGGGCCUGCAGGAGUUCCUGGACGGCGGCUACUUCUCUGGAGAGCUCUACCUGGACGAGAGCAAGCAGCUGUACAAGGAGCUGGGCUUUAAGCGGUACAACAGCUUGAGCAUCCUGCCGGCUGCCCUGGGAAAGCCCGUGAGAGACGUGGCCGCCAAGGCCAAGGCUGUUGGCAUCCAGGGAAACCUGUCCGGUGACCUGCUGCAGAGCGGAGGGCUGCUGGUGGUCAGCAAAGGUGGUGAUAAAGUUCUGCUGCACUUCGUCCAGAAGUCCCCGGGUGACUAUGUCCCCCGGGAAAGCAUCCUGCAGGCCCUGGGUAUCUCCGCACAGGUUGAUACCAGCAAGCCACCCCAGUGUGAUGAGGAGGUGUGUGGGAGGUGACAGCCCCAGCCUCUAUGGACCUGGAAGACUUCUGCUGCCUUAGUGUUCCGGGUGCUCAACCAGAAGAACCAUGCCGUGAGGGUGCUGGCUGUGACACGGGGCGUUGUCUGAUUCUUGGGCAGCACUGAGCCAUUAAAACUGCUGUCCCUGGG